AUGCUCGUCAAAUUUGUCUUCCUCGCGUCAGUUCUCGCCGUCGCCCACUGCGAGACCGACGACAACACGCUGCUCGCCAGGGCCCACAACCAGUUUGGCGUGAACCUGCUGAAGUACCUCGCAGCCCAGCAGCCCUCGUCAAAUGUAUUCUUCUCGCCGACUAGCAUUGCCGCCGCGUUUGGUAUGGCUUACGUCGGCGCCAGGGGAAACUCGGAGGCCGAGCUGGAUUCGGUGUUCGGUCACACCUUUCUCGGCCUUACCGGCCGAGACAGAGUGCUCGCAGCGUACAAAAACCUCUUGGAACUCUCGAGCUCGCCCAAUCUCACUCUGGACGUGGCCAACAUGGUCCUAGCACAGGUGGGCUUUCCCAUAUCGGAAAGCUACAAACAGCAGCUGCUCGAAAUCUUCGACGCGGAUGUGAGGUCUGCAGACUUCUACGGGGACGGUCGGAGGGUAGCGGCGGAAGUGAAUGCGUGGGUGCGCGAAAAGACCAGGGGCAAGAUCUCCGGCAUCUUACCAGAGGGUCAGCGGCUGGAAAUCGUGCUCUUCAUCCUGAACGCCGUCUACUUCAAGGGCGCCUGGGAGACCCCAUUCAACGCCAGUGAGACGGUGGACAAACCUUUCCUCAACCAGGGAACCAGCCAGGUGAGCAAACCGGCGAUGCACCUCAGGACAGAUCUUCCGCACACAAGAGUAGACGCCUAUCAUGCCUCUGCCGUCGAGAUACCGUACGAGGGUGACAGGUUCAGCAUGGUGGUCCUGCUUCCGGACAACUCCUCUGGACUCGCGGCGGUCCGGGACGGCAUGUCCCUCGACAUGCUCGAAGAUGUCAGCGGCAAGCUAAGCUUCAGAGAGGUCAUACUCCAGCUGCCCAAGUUUGAAAUGAGCCUUCGUUACGGCUUAGUGCCAGCGAUGAAGGCCCUCGGUUUGAACUCUGUCUUCGGUAGAUCGGCCAAUUUCAGCGGUAUCAGCGAAAGCGUCCGAGUGAUGAUAUCGAACGCUGUGCACAAGGCGGCCGUCGAGGUGAACGAGGAAGGAACCAUCGCGGCGGCAGUGACUGGGAUCUCGACAGUGUUUAAAUCGGCUAACUUCGACCCGCCGCCGCCCAUCGAGUUCAUCGUGAAUCGCCCCUUCCUCUACUACAUCAGAGACAGGAGUACCAACCGGAUUCUAUUCAUCGGAGAGGUUCACAAGCUCUGAUACGCCAAGGCUUUCCUUCACACUCCGAUAAGCCAGGACUUUCGAGUGAUGGAAAGGUGCCUCAAACAUUACAACGUAAGAAAACACUUUUAAAUAAAGUGCGCCCUUGUAGUACAUGUCCUGUUUCCUUAGUGAUAGUAGAAUUUACUUUUCUUGCUUUUUCUUUGUUUUCUUUUCUUCUUUUGGUCAUUUUUCUCUUUUUUCUUUCUUUCCUUGCUAAGGACGGUAAUUAGGUGGAAACAGUAACAACGUGCGUAAAACAAUGACAAAGACUUCGCUUGCCCCCCCCCCCUCCCUCCUUUCCGCAAUUUCUUCUAUUGCUUUUCGAUAUUGCUAGAAGCCUUCAACUUGCGCAGCCACGUGUUUUCACGCUUGCAAAACACUCUUUCUACAGCGUUUGGAAGCAAGACACGAUUAAGAAUUAAAGGACGCUCUAAAUAUCCCCAGAGAGAGAAAGAGGAUAGGAAAGGCAGGGAGGUUAACCAGACGCACGUCCUGUUUGCUACCCUGCACUGGGGAAAGGGGGACGGGGAUGAAGAGAGAGAGCACAGUUUCGGCGCACAGUUGAAGGUUCGCACCGAGUCUACACACCGUUCCCGAGAACUGUCGACUUGAUUUAUUUCAACAGCGCUUUCGUGGCUUUCCGUGUCAUCGACGCG
Molecule: messenger RNA, 1859 nt
Organism: Dermacentor andersoni
Lineage: Eukaryota; Metazoa; Arthropoda; Arachnida; Ixodida; Ixodidae
Product: iripin-2-like
Molecular function (GO): serine-type endopeptidase inhibitor activity
Source: RefSeq, a predicted model, not a curated record